ACUUAAUAGAAAAAAAAAGAAUAAUAAUAAUAGGAAAAUAAAUGUACAUAACAUAGAAACUCGCGUCUCAAUCCAAGUCUCCGGCAGUCGCAACAGUUUGAUCAGUCUGACUCUAUCCCCUGCCUCUCUCUCUCAGGCUGCUCAAUAGUUGUGCAAGUCGAGCUAGCUCACUCACUCACUUCUUUACAUUUUACUUAUUCCUCUCUCACCAGCCAGCCAGCAGGCCGAGGAGAGAGAGAGAGAAGAGAGCUGCCAAACAGAACAGAUCCGCUCCUCAGACUGGCACAAAGUACAAGAGAGGACAAAACAGAGGCAAAACCAACCCAAAAAUCCAUUUCAUUCCGAACACACCACCAUCAAGAGUUCCACUGGUGAAUUUGGCGUGAAAAAACGGUGGGUGUGACGACGACGACGACGGCGAAGAAUUGAAAUUGAACUAGAAUUUGUGCCCCCCAGUUGAAAAAAAAGUUGUAACAAUGGUCAUCACGCUAAUAGUGCACGUGAGGAGAGUGGUGAAAAAGAUUACCUGUGCCAGAUAAUAGUGUAUGUAUAGAUCGAAAUCGCCUACAGUUUUACAUUUUGAAUAGUUGUGUCGAGUUAUGUUUGUCUUGUUGUGAUUGUGAUGAUGAGUGAUGCUUAUCAGAAUCAUCAUUAGUGAGACUGCACAAGAAUAGUGCAGAAUUCUUGGACCAGUGGAUUGCAGCUUGUCAUGCAAGUUGCGACACUGUUUAGAGAAACGGCAAAGUUGCUGGGAAUGGACGGAGCAGCAGUCAUGGACAAUUCGAAAUAUUGCAUGGGAAAGCCUGAAGCUCCAGCGGAUGACGGGUACGAGACGUGUUUGGACGUAAUGUGCGGUGGAGGAGGAGGAGGAGGUGGACCACAUCAGGACCGUUUUGGGAAUAAUACGACGAAUAAUCAUCAUAGUUUUGACCCUGGAAUGCGACAUCCCCAACAACCGCAUCCCCAACAGCAACAGCAGCAACAACAACAACAACACCUCCCUCAACAUCCACACGCGAGGUCGAUGAAAAUGGGGGGUGAUCCGUAUGGCGGUGACCCGUACAGUUUUGUGGAUGAGAUGCCGAGUAUGGAUUAUAUGUGCAAUAAUAAUAGUAUCAAUGGUGGGGGUGACCGUGGUGGGGGUGGAAAUCCGGUCAAUCCACAGCCAAAGAAGAGGGGAAGGAGGAAAAAGUCCGACCCGAGGAAUGCCGAAUUCAGCGAGACGCCCAUGACUAAGAGUGUGGAUGACAAGCUGGACGCAAAAGAGAGGAAGCGUCAAGACCGUUUUAACGGACUGACGGAGGAAGAAGUGUCCCAACGUACGCUGCCAGAUCACUUAGCUUCUAAUUUGGACAUAAUCAUUGUCGGUAUAAAUCCUGGCAUGUUCGCAGCCUACAAAGGUCAUCAUUACGCCGGACCUGGGAACCAUUUCUGGAAGUGCAUGUACCUCGCGGGUCUAGUACCAGAACCUUUCUCCGCCGAUGACGAUUUUAGUCUAAUAAAUUACGGCAUCGGUUUCACAAACAUGGUCGCCCGCCCCACCAAAGGCAGUGCGGACUUGACGCGGCGCGAAAUAAAGCAAGGAUCUCAAAUUCUGCUAGAAAAGUUACAAAAAUUCCGACCCAAGAUUGCAGUAUUCAAUGGAAAACUUAUCUAUGAAGUGUUUUCUGGCAAGAAGGACUUUCCAUUCGGACGCCAAUCGGAAUUUGUGGAUGGAACGAAUACGUACAUAUGGGUGAUGCCUUCCUCGAGCGCCCGCUGUGCUCAGCUACCCAGGGCCGCGGACAAGGUUCCAUUUUACAUGGCACUAAAGAAAUUUCGCGACUACUUGAACGGGUUGAUCUCGGAAAUUGACGAGAGUGAAGUUGUUUUCCAUGAGCCCAAGUCAUCCAGCAAAACCAACUCGCCCAACGGGAGUGAAGGCGGCGGGAUUGGAGGGAAGAACAAGUGUGAGUCAAUCACGAACGGUGGGGACAGCAGUUUUCCGGUGAACCCAGCCAAAAAGAAGAGAGGCCGGCCAAGGAAGGGAAUGGAGAAGAAUGGUGGUGGUGACUCUUCAAAAGCGGCCAAGGUACUCAAGCAGAGUGGGAUCAACGUUAAAGAUAACGAUGCGAAAGGAGCGGGUGGUGGAGUAGGAGGAGAAGAACCGCUCCGGAAGAGGAGAGGAAGACCAAAGAAGGUGAAACCGGAAGACGGAGGUCACCCAACACCUGUCAAUAACAAGGCGUCGGUGAAAGGAGGAGGAGUAACUAGUGUUGGUGGUGGUGGUAUUGGUGGUGGUGUUGGUGUUGAUGGAGGUUACGAACGUGGCGGCAUCCCCUCAGCGGCCAGUAUCCUGUCAAGCCAGCAGAAGGCAUCCUCCAUCAGUAGUGGCUACUCGACGGGGACGGCGGGUAGUAACAGUUCCGAAGAUCGGUGUCGUCGGGAUGAGAAUGGGUCCCUGUCGAACGCAGGGAGUAGCGGCCUCUCCCCUUCCCACCACUCCUUCACCACUCAGUCCGACUUGUCUUCCGAAAUCAGUGCGGCCAUCUCCUGUGGGUCGUGCCCUCCAUCCCCCACGGCCACGACAAACAACAAUAGUAAUAAUAAUCAGACUGAGACUGUUUUCGAGAGUCUUUCCAUGUCCAGAAAUAACCCCUCGAUAGACCUGAAUAAUCACCUCAACAAUAAACAGCAAGUUAUCAAUUCUAUGCACGGUGGUGGCAGUGAGCCGACCAACAAUUGUGGUAACCUGUACCAGUCCAACAGUGGCGUCAUGGAUGCACACCAGCCUCAUGAGCAACAAUCCUAUUCAAUCCCCCAGUAUCAACCCUCGUACGACAAUAGGUUUCACCAUGUCAGCAAUAGAUCUCAAAGCUAUAUCCCUGCCGCGUCUUCAAGAGAAGACGAACAGCAGCAGCAGCUCGCUAUGCAAACACCUUCCUACCAACAACAACAAUCCCAAGCACAACAGCAGCAGCAGCAGCAACCUCCCAUCCCAUCUCAGCGCCAACAGCAACUCCAACAACAACAAUCUUCCUCCUACGAACAAAAAUCUUACGAGCAGAAAUGUCUCGACAUAACCACCAAGUCCCUCUCCGGUCUAGAGUCGUUAGUGGAUCAGAUCCCCAGCAUUGCCGAGGCUGAGGCCAACGCUGGGCACAACAUCGUGUCUGACCCGUCCCUCCUCAUCUCGCACUCCGCACAAGCCUCAAUGUCCUCUCUCUCCAAUUCCUCCCUCCCCAGCUCCAUGGGUCACUUUGUGAGCGAAUCUUCCUCCACAGGGUUUCUUCCAUACGGUCAUCAUGUUCCUCCCCCAUCGUCGAGUUACUCUGCUGCAUCUCACUAUGCAACAUCACCCUACUACGCGUCCGAGCUCGGCUCGAGCUUUCCUCUCAACAACACGCUCAGCUCUGCCUACCCACCCUCACCAUCGCUGUUCGGCUACACGGGCUACCACCACAGCCAGUACCAGGGGGGAGGAGGGUAUGGUCACGGUCCCCCCACGAGCUCCUCCCUCCACUUGCCACCCUCAGCAUACGGGUCCCCAGCGAGCUACUCCUCGUCCGCCUACUCCUCCCAAAAUCCGUACAUGCAAGGGCACGCCAUGUCAUCCGCCCCAUCACCCGGAAUGGGACAACGCUACCCUCAACGGCCCUUCCAUCUACGGCAAGAGGACUUGGGACCCCUCGGAUUCGGCGGGUUUUGAUGGAGUGUGGAAUAAUGUGUGACUACUAAUCAGGUGCCAAAUGACGUGGCCGAAUUGUGCAACGAUUAUUGUUCAUUAUUACUCAAGAUUUUACGAAGAAGUGACAAAUCAUUCCAUGCUGGAGUCCUGUAAUAGUUGUGUGUUGUUUGCCAAGUUUUACUUUUUACUGAAAACUAAAAACCUUGCCUUCCGUUUUAUCUUCCUGUGGUCAUUCCGGAGUAGUAGAGACGAGACAGAGAGAUGUGUUGUGUGCGUGAGUGUGCGUGUGUAGGUGACCACUACUUUUUCUCACAGCAAUAUACAAAGAAAUACAGAAUGAGGAACUGGGGUAGGUACCCAAAAAUAGGUAGAAAAGACUGUUGACAUUGACAUGAUGACAUAUUAUCUACAUUAUUAUUAUGCAAUCUUCUCCUCGUGGAAAAAGUGGCACUCACUCAUCAGUUCACACAAUUUGUAUUCAAAGACAUUUUAUAGUGAUAGAAAAAAUUAGAGAAAGUCAUACAAACCAAAACCCAUCCUGCAGACUGACAAUGAGAAGAAGAAUCACAAUGCAAAGUCAAACUUACUUAUUAUUAGGUAUGCAAGUAGGUAAAUAUGUAGGUGUAGGUAUCCUUUCGUCUAGUUCAGUAUUUUAACACGACGACGCUAAUAAGUAGACAAGUAGGAGUCGAUUAAUCCUUAGUUCAGAGUUGAUGUUGAUUGGUACUUAUAUCCAAGAAAAUGCUUUAAAUCUGGUGGAUCGACUCUGAAUUCCAUCUCCUGCACACCAAACAGAAGAAUAAUAACAAGAGGCUCACAUCGUUAUCAUUUCUGUCCCGUUGUUCCCGUCCCGACUUAUUUUCUUAAUAAUAUGUGGAAAUAAGAAAUGAAUGCAAAAACUUUCACCAAAAAAGUAAUAAUAAUCAUGCACAAAUAACCCACCAUCACCGACUGUGUGAUACAAUUUUCCAAAGGUGAUUGAAUCUCAAUUUCAAACUCGUCAAUAAUCUCCACUUUUUUAUGAAAAAGAUAAUGAAUGGCAUGUCAUUUCUUGCAUACCAACAAAAUAUUUACUUAUUAAUCCCGUCAUAUUUUGAAGGCCAGGAGAAUGGGAAAAAUAAUGAUGCAAAAGACACUGAAAUACCUCAUAUCUAUAUUUAACAAAGUAGAAAAAAGUGCCCCCAUCCAUCCAGAGAAGAAUGAUCUUCUCUCUUAUCCUCCUCCUCCAUUAAUUAAUUCUCACCACCAACCACUCUGCGUACUUUUAACUAUGAACGUAUACAUAUAUUAACAGAUACUCUGCAUGUCUGACCACAUUCGUGACAUUUCUCAUUUUCACUUUUUCUCUACGUACUACAUACAUAUACGCACUACUGACCUAAAGUUAGCUAGUUAGUUAAUUACGUAAGGUGUUAGAGUUGCAAGCUAAAAAAAUAUUAUGCCCCCAACCAACCACACCACACCUAUUUGACCGACUUUUAAUACCCACCCAGUGUGAAUUUUAUCGCUAUGUAAUUAAACAUGAUCGCGUGUAAAUACGCAAGUUUUUUUCCGUACUCUCUGUCAACAAACCGAUUUAAUUAUUCUUUUGAGAGAAAAAAAUUAAUCCUUAAGCAUUACUCUUUCUUUUUCGUGCUCUCUCCUUCAAAUAUUUUAUUGAGUGAAAAUAAUCUGUCUCCGCAAAUUAUUGUUUCAAUUGCGGAUGGGUUUAUUUUGGUCCCGCAUUUUUCAUUUACUUACUUAUUUAAUAAGCAUUUUACUUACCAAACCAAUGGCCGGUGUCUAAAUAACUAGAGGAUAGAUGAUAAAGAGGUAGAGAAAAUCAUUUACAACUACACAAUUCACACCUAUUUACGUCGUCCUAAUUCAGUCAGCCAACGCCGUACAAGUUGAAUUUAAAGCAAUGUAGUCAGUCCACGACAUAAUCCAAUACAUAAUAAUUAUCCAAUCCACACGUACCGACAAACAACACCAGAAGUUGUCUGGUCUCUCAGUAACUAUAUUAUUAUUAAUUAUUAUUAUUAUUAUAUAUAAAAAAGUAUGAGAAAUACAUUACUUGCUACUUAUUAUAAAAUAUUAUGCAAUUAAAUACUAUUACGUAUUAUUAUCUUAUCCACUUGUACUUGUUGUUAUUACAUACAAUUCUUAGGGUUAAGUAGUUGUAAAAAAUAUAAGAAUAUUAUUGUUACGAUAAUAAUGUCGGAUUUUGAGAUGAGUGCAAUAUUUAUUGUCGUCGCAACCUAUCAAGGGCGGAAAAUUACGCAAAAUUAGAAAGAGGUCGGGUUGUGAGCUCAUAGGAGAUGACGAAGAGGGAGAAAUAAUUGUAAAAAAUUAUUCAUUUCUAUCCGAGGAUUCAUAAUAAUGAUAAUAGUAAUAAUAUUAUACUGCUAAAAUACAUACAUGAUAAUGUCUCGGGAAUGAUUGAUAUAUCCGACAAGAAACUUGAGCCACUGAGUAAAUAAAUAUUCUUCAUAUUCAAAAUAA
This is a messenger RNA of Folsomia candida, 6151 nucleotides long. It is a transcript of the gene Tdg, whose product is annotated as AT-rich interactive domain-containing protein 1B. Gene Ontology annotation, cellular component: nucleus. Gene Ontology annotation, biological process: base-excision repair, AP site formation. Lineage: Eukaryota; Metazoa; Arthropoda; Collembola; Entomobryomorpha; Isotomidae. The transcript has 10 exons. The record is from RefSeq and is a predicted model, not a curated record. Bases 710 to 3688 code for a protein of 992 amino acids. Gene Ontology annotation, molecular function: mismatch base pair DNA N-glycosylase activity.